AUGUGAGUCCCACCAUUAAGCCCACCUUCAUGGGAGAAAUAGAGACUCCCAACUAUCUAAUAAUUUUCCGGUUCAAGUCCCUUUAACUUUAUGUACCCCAAAAUUAAAUUUGCCUCAAAAAGUCAAGAACACUACAGUCUGCACUAGUCAGAACCAUGGAAGAUCACAACGACGACGCCAUUUCCAGUUCCGAAGCUUCGAGGCUCCGGUGGCACGUGUUCUUGAGCUUCAGAGGCGAAGACACACGCUACCCCUUCAUAAACAACCUCUACACCACGCUCCACAACAAAGGCAUCCGAGCUUUUCGCGACGACGAUGGGUUGCGCCGCGGAGACGAGAUCGCUCCGACUCUACUCGACGCGAUAGAGGAGUCCGCAGCUUCCAUCGUCAUCAUCUCCCAAAACUACGCGUCGUCGAGGUGGUGCCUAGAGGAGCUUUCCAAGAUAUGCGAGUGUAAGAGGCUUAUUCUCCCUGUGUUCUACCUAGUCGACCCCUCGGAUGUUCGGAAACAAAGAGGACCCUUCUUCGGAAAACAUUUUAGGGAGCAUGAAGAGAAGGGAAUUGAGAAGGAAAAGGUGACGAAGUGGAGGGAAGCCAUGGAAACAGCUGGUGGAAAGGCUGGUUUUGUUUUCCAAGACAAAGACAAAGACAGCAAUGAGGCACAAGCAAAGUUGAUUCAACUUUUAGUCAAAAGGGUAUUGGAAGAACUAGACAGUACCCCACUGGAUGUGGCUCCAUAUACAGUAGGACUCGAUUCUCGUAUUGAAAAACUGAAGAGCUUGUUAGAUGUUAGAUCCAAUGGCGUUCGAGUUUUGGCAUUACAUGGGAUGGGUGGGGUUGGUAAGACCACACUUGCUAAAGCUCUUUACAAUAAACUCGUUGGUAGCUUUGAGUGCCUCGUUUUCAUGAAAAAUGAUAGAGAAAAUUCUGAAACAGAUGAUGAUUUAGUGUACCUUCAAAACAAACUUGUCAAUCAUCUUUCUCCUGGUAAGCCUCCUGUGUAUAGGAUUGAUUCUGGUAUCUCUGCAAUCAAAGCCAUGGUUCAUGAGAAGCAAGUUCUUGUUAUUUUGGAUGAUAUUCGCAAUGUAAGACAGCUUGAAGUGCUAGUCAGGAGAGAUUGGUUUUCUGAAGGGAGUAGAAUUAUUAUUACCACAAGAGACAGUGAAGUUUUACCCAAGCAUCUUGUGAAUGAGUUUUAUGAGGUCAUAGAGUUGGCCCCCACUGAGGCGCUACAACUUUUUAGCUACCAUGCACUAAGAAGAGAGAAACCCACAGAAAGAUUUAUGAAUCUAUCCAAGAAAAUGGUCUCUCUUACAGGAGGUCUACCAUUGGCCCUGGAAGUAUUUGGUUCCUUUUUGUUUGAAAGGUGGAGAAUAGAGGAAUGGAAAGAUGCUUUGCAAAAAUUGGAAAGGAUUCGUCCACACAAUCUUCAGGAUGUAUUGAAGAUAAGUUAUGAUGGGUUAGAUGUACAAGAACAAUGUAUAUUCCUUGACCUUGCAUGUUUAUUCAUUAAAAAGGAAAUUGAGAGAGAGGAUAUACUUGAUGCAUUGAAAGGUUGCGGUUUUAGGGCUGAGAUAGCAGUUACAGUGCUCAGAGCAAGAUCACUCAUUAAGGUUUUUGAGGACAAUUCUUUGUGGAUGCACGAUCAGAUUAGAGACAUGGGAAGACAAAUUGUUCUAGAUGAAAGUCCUGUAUAUCCUGGUAUGCGUAGUAGACUGUGGGAUCGUGAUGAAAUCAUGACAGUCUUAAAGGGUGAGAAGGGAACAAGACGUAUUGAAGGAAUUGUCCUAGACUUUCAAAGGAGGCCCAUUGUUCAGGAUGCAAGUGGUGAGAGAAUUUCUUGGGAAAACCUUCUAAGAACACCCAAUUUCACCUCUGCAUUAACAUAUGCGAAAGAAAGGUAUAAGAAAUUUCUUCAGGAUAUUGCUGAGAAAGAAAGAGAGGUAGUACUUUGCACUAAGCCAUUUGAAUCAAUGGUUAAUCUAAGACUUCUUCAAAUUAACCAUGUGAGAUUGGAAGGGAAGUAUAAAUAUCUUCCAGCUGGACUGAAGUGGCUACAGUGGAAAGGAUGUCCUUUGAAAGCUCUUCCUUCUGAAUUUCUUCCUCGAGAACUUUCUGUUCUUGAUCUCUCCGAAAGCAGAAUUGAGCAAGUGUGGGGUUGGUAUAGUAACAAGGUGGCUGAGAAGUUGAUGGUUAUUAAACUCCGCAAUUGCUACAAUCUAGCUGAUAUUCCCAAUUUAUCUGGGCACCAAAACUUGGAAAAGCUUGUUCUUGAAGGUUGCUGUAGACUUACUAAGAUUCAUGAAUCAAUUGGGAACAUAAGUACAUUACGUCAUUUGAACAUGAGAGAUUGUUCAAACCUUAUUGAAUUUCCUACUGAUAUCUCAGGGCUGAAACAUCUUGAAAACCUUGUCCUCUCUGGCUGCUCAAAGUUGAAAAGGUUACCAAAUGACCUACGUAGCUUGAAGUGUUUGAAAGAAUUUCUUCUUGACGAAACUGCUAUAGAGGAGCUGCCUACAUUCAUUUACCACCUAACAAAACUUGAAAAGCUUAGUUUGAAAAGAUGCCAAUUUUUGACAACACUACCUGAGUGCAUUGGACAGCUGUGCUCCCUGAAAGAACUCUCUCUUAAUCAUUCUGCUAUUAAGGAAAUACCUGAUUCUGUUGGAUCUUUAUCAGACCUUGAGAUACUAAGUUUGAUAGGGUGCAAAUCAUUCACCACAAUUCCUGAUUCUGUUGGCAAUCUCAAGUCUUUGACAGAACUUCUAAUUUAUGGUAGUGCAAUUGUAGUACUGCCUCCCUCUAUUGGCUCGUUAUCAUUUUUGAAGGAGUUAUCUGUUGGAAAAUGUCUGUCUCUGAUUGAAUUGCCUGAUUCAAUUGAAGGACUAGGUUCUCUGGUUGAGAUUAAUUUAGAUUGGACAUCAAUCACACAGCUGCCAAAUCAGGUAGGUGACUUGAAAAUGCUAAGGAAGCUUGAGAUGUGGAACUGUAAAAAUCUUAAAUUUUUACCAGAAUCAAUUGGAAGCAUGCUGGCUCUUAUGACUUUGAACAUAUCUAAUGCCAAAAUUUCUGAAUUGCCAGAAUCCAUAGGGAUGCUGGAAAAUCUUAUUACAUUAAGAUUGAGUAAUUGUACACAGCUCUAUAAACUUCCAGCAUCGAUAGGAAAUUUGAAGUCUUUACAGCGGUUGCUGAUGGGAGAAACUGCUGUGGCAGAAUUGCCCGAAAGCUUUGGGAAGCUCUCGAGCUUAAUGAUAUUAGAAAUGCCUAAGAAGCCUUAUUUUGAGUUACCUAGAAACAGUGUGCCUAAUUCUACAGUACUUCCAACUUCUUUCUCCAAUUUAUGCUCGCUAAAAGAACUAAAUGCUCGUGCUUGGAAACUAUGUGGGAAGAUUCCUGAUGAUUUUAAAAAGUUGUCAUCAUUGGUGAUUUUGAAUCUAGGCCACAAUAAUUUUUUCAGUCUCCCAUCCAGCUUGAUGGACCUUUCCAAGCUCAAAAAACUUUUAUUGCCCAACUGCGAAGAGCUCAAGUCUCUCCCUCCGCUUCCCUCAAGCUUGGUGGAGGUGAAUGUUGCAGACUGUCCUGCUUUGGAAAGGGUGUCUGAUCUUUCAAACUUGGAAAGCUUAGAGGAGCUGAACCUUACAAACUGUGAGAUGGUGGUGGAUAUUCCAGGCCUUGAAUGCUUGAAGUCCUUGAGAAGGUUGUACAUGAGUGGGUGCAAAACAUGCUCAUCUGUGGUUAAAAGAAGACUUUCUAAGGUUUCUUUGAGGAAUAUGUUCUCUCUUAGCAUGCCUGGAAGCAAAAUUCCAGAUUGGUUUUCUCAAGAGGUAGUUAAAUUUUCAGAACGCAAAAACCUUAGGAUCAAAGGUGUGAUAAUAGGUGUUAUUGUCUCUUUCAGCCAUCAAAUACCAGAUAACUUAAGAGAUCAAGACCCUUUACUAACAGGUAUACGAGCAAAUAUUGUCAAACUGAAUAGACCUGUGUUCAAUGCAAUGUUGGACAUAAAGAAUGUUCCAAAGACACAUGAAGAUCAUCUUUACUUGUCUCGGUUUCCAGAGUGGCAUCCGUUAUCAUUUUCAUUGAAAGAUGAUUAUAAGAUACAUGUAACAAUAGACGACCCACCCUACAUUGAGGGACUCAAGCUGAAAAAGUGGCGGGUCCAUUUGGUUUUUGAAGGUGAUGAUGAUUAUGAUGGAAAUGAAGAAUCGUUGGAUGAAACCCAACUGUCCAUUUCUGAAAAACUAGCCAAGUUUUUCAGCUUUCUUGAAGAGGAAGAAGAUCACAUCCCCGAAUCAGGCUUUGAAGUCGAAAGCCAAGUGCAAGAGAUUGAGGAACAAGAAGAAAUUGAAAGAGAGCCUCAUUGGUGGCAAUUUUUGUGGCUUUUUCGAAGGUGCUUCUGCUUUUGAAGGAGGAGAAGCUACCUGCAAGGCUGCAGCCCCUUCGAAGUUGCAACCAAGCAGAUACAACUUGAAGUCUAUCUUUAUUUUCAGCUGUCAUUGUUAACUUUAUUUAUUAUUCUAUUACACACAACCUAUUACACACUUUUUUUUUUAAUUGAAAUUGUGAGUUGAAGAUACAAUUUCCAACUUGAAAAUGUGUUUUCAACUCACAAUUUCAGUUGUUACACACUUUUUUGAUCUGAAAUUGUGAGUUAAAGAUACAAAUUUUGACUUGAGAUUGCCUUUUCAAUUUACAAUUUCAAUUAAAAAAGAAGUGUAAUAGUGUGUGUAAAACUGUGUAUAUAAUACCACUACGCACUCUUUUCAAUUUACUAGUGUGUAUAUUGUAAUAAAAAAGUGUAUAUAUUGUAAUAAAAACUAUCCAAUCUGAAAACAUGAUUUUACUUAAAGUCUU
Molecule: messenger RNA, 4851 nt
Organism: Quercus robur (English oak)
Lineage: Eukaryota; Viridiplantae; Streptophyta; Magnoliopsida; Fagales; Fagaceae
Product: disease resistance protein RPV1-like
Exons: 4
Coding region: 156-4403 (1415 amino acids)
Biological process (GO): signal transduction; defense response
Molecular function (GO): ATP hydrolysis activity; protein binding; ADP binding
Source: RefSeq, a predicted model, not a curated record